AUGAGGAAUGAGAACCAGUUUGCUACGCUGGUUCAGGAAAAAACGUAUAACAUGCAUAGUCCAACGUAUAACAUGCAUAGUCCGAGUAUGUUUCAUCAGUCAAAACACAAGUUUUGUACGAUACAGGCUGUUCUAGCAAAUCAGAAGCUCUCGUGGGUGAAUGCUCGUUUCUGUUUCCAAAACAUAUUCCAAAAAUAUUGGUAUAUGUCUUGUGUUAAGUGUCAUCGUCAGACAUCGGCCAAUUAUGGGCACACUUUUACCUGCAAUCACUGUAAUGAAAGGCAAACUGCGACCCCAAGGUGUCGCUUUGAUGUUGAUCUCACUGAUGAUACCGGCGUUAUGACAGCCUCUGUAUUUGGUGAAUUAGCCGAACAAUUACUUGGAAUUUCUGCAGUUGCGGCAAUGGAUUUUUAUAACAGAACGAAGAAUUCCCACUCGAACUAACCCAUGACACAUUGAAGUCCAAGACAUUCAUUGCUCAAGUUAAGCCUAGAAAC
Messenger RNA from Coffea eugenioides, 497 nucleotides. RefSeq lists its product as uncharacterized. NCBI's taxonomy places the organism in Eukaryota, Viridiplantae, Streptophyta, Magnoliopsida, Gentianales, Rubiaceae. Bases 1 to 444 code for a protein of 147 amino acids. The transcript has 4 exons. The record is from RefSeq and is a predicted model, not a curated record.